GGGAGAGCCUUCCGGGAGGACGACACCUGGGCCCAGGAGCGUCCCAAUCCGAGACGAGGCCUCCGGCCGCUGGACUGAGCCGCUGCCCUCCGGCACUGCCUGAAAUAGGUACUGAUUCCUCCUGGGAUCCCGAGGCCAGCAUUCCAUGUACACCGGACCACGAAGCUGGCUCUCUGCCCCAGAAGACCUACGUAGAGGUCUCAGGACAGCCCUGAAGGCCCGACCUGCCAAAGGAGCAGGCAAACAGCGCACACCCGAAGGCAUCAUGGAAAAGCUGCUCGCCAAAGCCCCGGCCAGGGCGGCCGGCCCCGAAGACUCGGCCCUCGACAGCCUGGCGCUGGCCAAUGAAAUCCUCGCCGACAUCCAUCCUCUGCGGAGCGCCGACGAAAACGUGGCGGAGCUGCUGCGGAUCCUGAAGGAGCCCCACUUUCGGGCUCUCCUGGAGGCCCGCGACACCCUGGCGUCCGAGGGCUACGAGCCGCCCCCGGCCUCCUCCGACAGCCCCCUGCCCCCGGAGGACGCGGUCCAGCUGCUGAGCAUCCACAAGCGAGCCGGGGAGCCCCUGGGGGUGACCCUCCGGGUGGAGAACAACGACCUGGUGAUCGCCCGCAUCCUGCGCGGCGGAGUGAUAGACCGCGGGGGGCUCCUCCGCGUGGGGGACGUCAUCAAGGAGGCCGACGGCCGCCGGGUGGGCACCGACGCCGGGGGGCUGCAGGAGCUGCUCAGGACCGCCGGGCGCGACGUCCUGCUGAAGAUCCUGCCCAGCUCCCGCAGAGCCACGAGCCCGCAGGACAUGUUCGUGAAGUGCCACUUCGACUACGACCCGGGCGCCGACAGCCUCAUCCCCUGCCAGGAGGUGGGCCUGAGCUUCUCCAGGGGGGACGUCCUGCAGAUCGUCAACACGGACGACCCCAACUGGUGGCAGGCGAGGCACGCCGAGGAAGGGAGCAGCACCGCCGCCGGCCUGGUGCCCAGCCAGACCCUGGAGGAGAAGAGGAAGGCAUUCGUCCGCUGUGGCAGGAGCAGCCCCGAGCCCCUGUGCGGGGCUGCCGGCAGCCAGAAGAAGAAGAGGCGGAUCAUGUACGACACCCACCGCAACGCCGACUUCGACCGCCAUGAGAUCCAGAUCUACGAGGAGGUGGUGCGGGCGCCACCCUUCCAGCGCAAGGUCCUGGUGCUGAUCGGGGCCCAGGGCGUGGGCCGCAGGACCCUGAAGAACAUCCUCAUCGUGCUCAACCCCAGCCUGUUCGGGACCACCGUGCCCUUCACCUCCCGGAAGCCCAGGAAAGGGGAAGACGAGCAGGUGUACCGCUUUGUGAGCCGGCCUGAGAUGGAGGCUGACAUCAGGGCCGGCAGGUACCUGGAGUACGGGGAGUACCAGGGCAACCUGUACGGCACCAAGACCGAGUCCAUCUUCGAGGUCACCCAGGCCGGGAAGACGUGCAUCCUGGACGUGAACCCGCGGGCCCUGAAGCUGCUCCGCACCGCCGACUUCAUGCCCUACGUGGUGUUCAUCGCCGCCCCCAAGCUGGACAUCCUCCGCGCCAUGCACGAGGCCACAGUGAAUUCGGGGAUCACCACCAAGCUGCCCACACAAGCCAUGCUGCAGAGAACCGUCAGCGAGAGCGGCCACAUCCAGGGCACCUACAGCCACUACUUCGACUUGACCAUCGUCAACGAUGACCUGGACAAGGCCUUCGAGAAGCUGCUGGCUGCCUUCGAGAGGCUGCGCACCGAGCCCCAGUGGAUCCCCGUCAGCUGGCUGUACUAGCAUGCCGCCACCGCCUCCACCAUUCCCAGGCUUGAGCUUCAGCAAUAAAUAAACGUUUGCCUGAGAAA
This is a messenger RNA of Monodelphis domestica (gray short-tailed opossum), 1839 nucleotides long. RefSeq names its product protein PALS2-like. Gene Ontology annotation, molecular function: protein binding. NCBI's taxonomy places the organism in Eukaryota, Metazoa, Chordata, Mammalia, Didelphimorphia, Didelphidae. The record is from RefSeq and is a predicted model, not a curated record.